Homalodisca vitripennis (glassy-winged sharpshooter) is the source of this 1119-nucleotide messenger RNA. RefSeq lists its product as uncharacterized. Gene Ontology annotation, biological process: sensory perception of taste. The record is from RefSeq and is a predicted model, not a curated record. Bases 1 to 1119 code for a protein of 372 amino acids. The transcript is spliced from 3 exons. Gene Ontology annotation, cellular component: membrane. NCBI's taxonomy places the organism in Eukaryota, Metazoa, Arthropoda, Insecta, Hemiptera, Cicadellidae.
AUGGUGGAACUGACAGACAUGCAGAUCAUGCGGAUGAUGUUUCCUAGAUGGUUCUUCCCUUUAUAUAAUCUGAUAGGUCUUCUUCCGUUGAAGAUCGUAAUACCUGGUCGCAUGAAGAUCAGCUGGCCUGCGUCAAUGAGAUCUGUGGCAAUCCUCUCCGUCAUCUACGGACACAUGGCUUCCAUCUUGCUGACCAACUUAAUGUCCAUGACGGUCACCGACGACCUGAAGCAUCUGAUCAUGUGGAUGAACCAGCUGAGUCUGCAGAUCGGCUCCGCUGCCAUCUUCCUGGUGACGGUCGUCCACUGUUGGCUCGGCCACUUCACCAAGAUAAUUGCAAAUCUUGUCACCACUGAAAAGUAUUUCAUACGCAAUAAAGUGCACAGAAAAAAGUCAGGAGAAUAUGUGAAUAAAGUUGCCCUAGGAAUGGUUUUAUACAUGAUCCUAUUCCUGAUACCUUUCCAGACCUACUACAUCUGGAAAGAAUACGAUCUGCUGUAUUACUGGCAUAUGAUGCCGUUUUACGUGUUCAGUAUAAUAUAUGUCUUGUUUGAGAUGAUGCUGGCAAGAAUCGUGAUGUCACUCGCUCAAGGCUUCCAAAGGUUGAACGUCAUCGUGGAGCUUACGACUUACGAGUUCACCGAUGGCCUGCCUUGUCACGUGGUCGAAGAGAUACGUCAGACACAUCACCUGCUCUGUCAGACUGUGCAAGAAGUCAACUCAUUCUCUGAAAUCCAACUUCUAUUUGUUUUUGGACGCCUAUUCAUCAACAUAGUUAUCGACCCAUAUUUUAUCCUGAACGCCUGUUUGAAGCACACUGUAAUAAAACACAUGGGCUUGUACGUGGUGUCGCUGCUGGGAUACAUACUCACCAGUGUCUGCCAACUGUUCUUGCUGGUGUGGGUGUCACAUCUCACGACUCAUCAUGCGGAGAGAUCAGCUUUCUACGUCAGUCGUAUGUUGAGCUUUAACCUGACUUGCUCUUGCAGAAAAGAAGUGAAACAGACACUAGUGCAGAUGUCCAGUAGUAAAAUGUGUUUGUCAGUCCUCAGUCUGUUCAACAUUGGCCUGCCUCUGUUGGUCGUGGUUUGUAUUAGAGUAGAUGUCAUACAAAUAUAA